This is a messenger RNA of Ramularia collo-cygni, 711 nucleotides long. RefSeq lists its product as uncharacterized. The transcript has a single exon. Lineage: Eukaryota; Fungi; Ascomycota; Dothideomycetes; Mycosphaerellales; Mycosphaerellaceae. The coding region runs from base 1 to 711 and encodes 236 amino acids. The record is from RefSeq and is a predicted model, not a curated record.
AUGCGUCUCUACAGGCGAAGCGCUAGUCUUUGUCCACCAUGCACGUCAUGUCAACCAAGAGGCAGAGCUGCGCAAUGCCAGCUGUCAGGCGCUGAAGAGCAUGGACGACACGGAUCAGAGGAAUGCAUAUCUACAGGCGAAGCGCUAGUCUUUGUACACCCUGCACGUCAUGUCAACCAAGAGGCAGAGCUGCGCAAAGCCAGCUGUCAGGACUCAGGCGGUGAAGAGCAUGGACGACACGGAUCAGAGGCAUGCAUAUCUACAGGCGAAGCGCUAGUCUUUGUACACCCUGCGCGUCAUGCCAACCAACAGUCAGAGCUGCGCAAAGCCAGCUGUCAGGCCGAUAAAUCCGCCCGCUUCCUACCGCAACGCAAGGUAUUUAAGCGCAAAGAAGCUUGGGAUUGCCACCAAGAAAAAGUCAGGGGCUUUGGUCUAGCGGUAGGAUUCGCGGGGGCUUUGGAGCUGWUAUCUUUCGUUACAGCGACAGAGCGGACAACUGUCCAGUACCACAACUGCGAGAGGCGGGUUCGAUUCCCGCAGGCUCCAAUGUUUUUUUUAUUUGGCUGGCUGGCUCUUUUGAUGUCUGGAUAUCGACUAUUCUUUUCUUGCCAUUGCGAAUAUGAGUCGGGUCUCGAACCCUCUUUCAUCUGUCAACGGAUGGAAUUGAGCGUAGAUCUACCUACGGCUUCUCUAAGUUGUCUUGCACCCUGA